UUUUGGAACAGAUUCCUCUUGGAACGUUCCACAAAUUAUACAAACCAGGGUCAAAUUGACAUGUUUGGACUGCAGCCCUUGUCUCCAUUGACAGUGCAUGUUAAUGCAUGCGGUAUUUUAUGAAGCUAGGAAGAUGUUCGGUAACUUGGUGAAAGGUAUCAGUAGUUUAUUUCCUGAAUCACUCCCCACACUGCGCGUUCGCGCCCUACCUCCUGGCUGCUUUCCGAAGAUACGUUAAGGACUUUCUUCCUUAUUUUCACUUUUUCCCUGUAGAUGAUGCAACGAUGAUUUUCCUAUUGACUAUAUUGGCAAGUGUUUUCCAAACAGGUUCCGGUGACGCUAGCAAUCUGAUUGGUUGGUCGCACUCGCACAAGAGCACCACGGCGCAAGCGAGUCUAUGAUAUGGGACGAAGAAAACGGUCAUUGCCUGUUCAGCAGGAAAAAAAUGAGGAUUUGGAGGCAAAACAUGCACGAAUUGAGGAAUCUGAUGGUUGGACGGGUGUCAAUGAGCACAGCUUCAUAGCUGUGAAACCGGAUGGUGUGCACCGGAGGCUAGUGGGAGAGAUCAUCCGGCGCUUUGAGAAAAAGGGCUUCAGAUUGGUGGGAAUGAAACUAGUCCAGGCGUCCGAGGAUCUCCUGAGAGAGCACUACAGGGACCUGAGAGACAAACCCUUCUUCAAUGGAUUGGUGCGCAACAUGAGCUCUGGACCCAUCGUUGCCAUGGUGUGGCAAGGUCUGGAUGUGGUGAAGAUGUCUCGCAAGAUGCUGGGGGAGACCAACCCGGCAGACUCCCUACCAGGAACCAUCAGAGGAGACUACUGUUUGGAAGUGGGCAGGAAUGUGAUCCAUGGCAGUGACUCUGUGGAGAGCGCUCAGAGAGAGAUCUCUCUGUGGUUCAGGCAGAAUGAGCUACAGUGCUGGGAGGACAGCAGCGGACACUGGAUCUAUGAGUGACACACACACACCACUUGUAGACCACCCAAGUGCCUUCAGAAUCUAUUCAUACCCCUUUACUUUUUCCACAUUUUGUUUUUCCAAGCGGAAUUAAAAUUGAUUUAGUUGUCA
Molecule: messenger RNA, 1065 nt
Organism: Oncorhynchus kisutch (coho salmon)
Lineage: Eukaryota; Metazoa; Chordata; Actinopteri; Salmoniformes; Salmonidae
Gene: nme3
Product: NME/NM23 nucleoside diphosphate kinase 3
Exons: 6
Coding region: 403-954 (183 amino acids)
Biological process (GO): UTP biosynthetic process; GTP biosynthetic process; CTP biosynthetic process
Molecular function (GO): nucleoside diphosphate kinase activity
Source: RefSeq, a predicted model, not a curated record